Hyaloscypha bicolor E is the source of this 1253-nucleotide messenger RNA. RefSeq lists its product as uncharacterized. Bases 161 to 1204 code for a protein of 347 amino acids. The transcript is spliced from 3 exons. The record is from RefSeq and is a predicted model, not a curated record. NCBI's taxonomy places the organism in Eukaryota, Fungi, Ascomycota, Leotiomycetes, Helotiales, Hyaloscyphaceae.
GAUAGAUCGCGCGAUCCAUUUGUCAACACAACGAGGGGUAUCCCUUGCACAUAAGAGAUACGCUUCCCCUUAAACUGCUCUUCCCGCAGUAAAUUAUGUUUCCGUAUUUUUGGGCUUGAGACAUGAAUCUGCAUAGUUCAAUGGUUUUCGUUGUCUCGAGAUGCUAUGUUUCAAUGUCGCGCUCUUGUAUUUCUUCCUCUUGUUUAAGCCCGCAACGGCUGUGCAGAUCACGAACACAAAUUACGAUGGAAUCCAAACAGGGAGACCGUUUACGGUCACUUGGACAGGUGCAUCGGGCUCGGUGACAAUGUUGUUGAGGAUGGGCAACAGCACCGACCUCAGUAAAUUAAAUGCAAUGGCCAUUUGGGUUGAUUUGACAGGGCCGUCCUUCGUCUGGACUCCUGGACCCAUCCUUCCCACCGGCCCAUAUCGAAUAGAACUUGCGGACACAGCAGUUGAGCCAGUGUACUCACCUCAGUUCCAGCUCACAAAUGUCCCUGUCACAACCACAUCGAGCUCUACCAUCGCAUCCCAAACAAGCGCAUCCAUAUCACGAUCCUCAGACUCGACACUAACACCAUCCACCCCUUCCACCGAAAUACAAACUUCAACAGCAACAUCAUCAAGCACAGCGGCAGACAGCUCCGCAGCACAGAUGGGCACACCAACACGGCACCAGCAAAAGACAGCUAUAAAAGUAGGCGUCGCCAUAGCCUUUCUCUUCCUCAUAGGUCUUACAACCUAUUUCGCCAUCUCCCUCAUCCGGCAGCGGAUCGCGCGCAAAAAGCGUCUCUCCCAAAUUUCAACAUCAACAACUCCACCGCAUGGAGAUGGUGUCAUCCCCAAAGAUACAGAUCUCGAGCACGGGCGAGGAGCAGAGAUGUCAGGCGCGUUGGAUAACGCAGGAAGUGUCAGCGCUGGAGUCAGCAGUCCGACGACGACGACGAUUGGUAGUAGGAGGACGAGCACGAGGCCAACGACGGGCAGUGAUAUUGAAAUGGCGGAUGUGAUGGAGGUGGAAGGGUCGCAACCAGAGCCAGAGCCGGUCGAGAUCGGCAGUUCUGGAUAUGGAAAGGAGAUGAGUGGACAGGAGAAGGAGAAGGCGGUUGAGAUGGAAGCGAAUCAGAGGAUUAGGUUUGAGGAGAGGAAACGACGGCGAAGGGGGGUGAGGUUGAUGGUAGGGAGGACGAAGGUUUUGUUUUAGCGUAUAUACAUCAAGAAGAAAAAAAUGGGAAAAUUAAUUUGAAUAGCCG